AUCGCGAACGUUUUACAAGCCCGUCGCGUUCUCGCCCGCGCCGCACUCUCACACCGGCAGCAGCAAGAGCGGCGAGCAGUGGUGGAUCAGACGCGUGUGUCGUGCGUGCCGGAUAAGCUCGGCGCCGACAAGGCUUUCCCGUGCCAGUCGCCGAGUGGGCAGCGUUCAACCAGCGGCCGCUGGCGAGAGGCGUCAUGGCUGCGACGGAGGACACGCUCGCCGUCGUCGGAGGCGGCCUGGUGGGAUCAUUAUGCGCCUGCCUUCUCGGCAACCGUGGCUUCCAAGUCGACCUCUACGAGUCCAGAGAAGACAUUCGCGAGCAGGAGCACGUGACCGGUCGGAGCAUCAACCUGGCGCUGUCUGUGCGCGGCCGGGCCGCGCUGGCGCUGGUGGGGCUGGAGGAGGAGGUGAUCCAGCGGCACGCCAUCCCCAUGCACGGUCGCCUCAUUCACAACACGGACGGCACUCGCAAGCCCAUCCCAUACGGCAGAAAGGGACAGAGUAUUUUCUCCGUGGGUCGCCGCUACCUGAACGAGGUCCUUCUUUCCGCUUGUGAAGCCAACCCCAACGUGAGGCUGCACUUCCGGCACAAGCUGCAGUCGGCCGACCUGGACCAGGCGGAACUCAACUUUCGUGGCCCCGACGGCAAGGAUGUUCGCGUGCACCACCGCGCGGUUCUCGGCUGCGACGGCGCGUACUCAGCGGUGAGGCGCCAGAUGUUGCGGCGACCCAUGUUCAACUACUCGCAGACCUACAUCCCGCACGGGUACCUCGAGCUCUGCAUACCGCCCACGAAGGACGGAGAGUUUGCCAUGGAGGUGAAUUACCUGCACAUCUGGCCCCGUGGCGAGUUCAUGCUGAUCGCACUGCCCAACCAGGACAAGACGUACACAGCUACGCUGUUCAUGCCGUUCGCCGUGUUCGACGGGCUCACCGACCGACAAAAGCUGUUGAGCUUCUUCGACAAGUUCUUUCCGGAUGCAGUGCCUCUUAUUGGACAGGACCACCUGGUCAAGAGCUUCUUUGCUGUGAAGGCAUCGCCUAUGGUCAUGAUCAAGUGCAAGCCAUACAACGUGUUCGACAAAUCUCUGAUCCUUGGUGAUGCGGCGCAUGCCAUGGUUCCUUUCUACGGGCAGGGCAUGAACGCGGGUUUCGAGGACUGUAGUCUUCUGAAUGAACUUCUGGACGCCCACGGCCACAACUUGAAGGCCAUCUUCGAGGAAUUCACCGAGACGAGGAAUCCUGACGUGGAGGCUAUGUGUGACCUGGCGCUUUACAACUACGUAGAGAUGCGCCACUUGGUGAACUCCACUUCGUUCCUGAUACGGAAAAAGUUCGACCUCUUCUUGAACACGAUCCUACCGAACUUCUGGAUACCGCUCUACACUACAGUUACGUUUACGAGGAUUAGGUACCACGAAUGCGUCAAGAACAGAGAGUGGCAAGACAAGGUGCUGUCGCGCAUCAUGACCGGCACCUUUGUGAGCGUCGCUGUUGCAGCGCUGGCGGCCGGCUUGAAGUGGCUUCAGCUGCACUACCACCUGUAACCGCGGAGGUCAUCGCGUAGCUUGUGCCGCAUCGUGAACUCACCGUUGUAGUUCUCGCAUAACGAAGACGUGUUAUAGCGUGUGCGGGAGGACUUUGACGCGAUGAGCAGUACUCAAUUAAAGCCGUAUAGUCUGUGCUGAUUGGUUAUUUGUUCAAAUGAAUGCGUGAAGGCGCGUAGAAAAAACGAAAAAAAAGGCAGGGACGAGUACAGGAGGUAUACGAGGGUCGUUGGCUCCGUCGAGCUGCCAUUUAGGACAGUAAACGUCAAAGUUCAAAUAAACAUAUGGAGGCGUGUGUGUUUUUUCUUUGUACCUAUUACCAUCCAUUCUCGUCUUUUUUGGCGCCGCUCACGUAUCCGUUGUAGAGCAGUGCUAAUUGCGACACUUCAUGACGUCGUGUUUAAAAGGGGCACGAAAGAUUAGUAUUACGUUAAGCUGGAUUUGUAAGUUGUAGAAAAAAUAUAUACCAUGAGUGUAGGCUUAUGCAAGCCAGAAAAGGUCCGAAAACGAAGCGGCAAGUGGCGAUGCCUUCUGGAAGUUCCCACACUAGCCCUCUAGCUGUGACGUCAUGGAUUUUGAGGACACCUGCCGGCGAGGCUACUUAGUUGUAUAUCCAUUGCAGAAGAAUUACGUCGCACUGUAAAUGAACGAAUGACUCAGCGCAGCAAGUCUUGAGCUUUUGCCGUACAAAAAUAGCGUAAACACGCGAAAAUACUUUGGAAUCCGCGACGUGCGUAUUACGCACGCACCGGCGCUCGCUGAUAUUCGGACUCGCAAUUCAAGGGGGAAAACUUCGCUCUACAUUUUCUACGCUAUGUGAACUACUUUUACCCCAAAUAAAUGCCAGUAUUUCUUUAUCAAUAAAAAAAAAGAGCUCGAUUAUCACUGUUCGCGUUGAACGGACACCCUUCUAAAUAAUCAUCAAAAGUGUCUGCGUGUGGUUUCCCCCGUGUUCUUUGCCGAACAGUGUACACGCCUUAUGACGUUUUGAGGAACGGUGCGAGAACUGGAAAUAAAUCUCUUGUUGA
This is a messenger RNA of Dermacentor silvarum, 2575 nucleotides long. It is a transcript of the gene cn, whose product is annotated as kynurenine 3-monooxygenase. The coding region runs from base 195 to 1547 and encodes 450 amino acids. The record is from RefSeq and is a predicted model, not a curated record. NCBI's taxonomy places the organism in Eukaryota, Metazoa, Arthropoda, Arachnida, Ixodida, Ixodidae. Gene Ontology annotation, cellular component: mitochondrial outer membrane. Gene Ontology annotation, biological process: L-tryptophan catabolic process; quinolinate biosynthetic process; NAD+ metabolic process. Gene Ontology annotation, molecular function: NAD(P)H oxidase H2O2-forming activity; FAD binding; kynurenine 3-monooxygenase activity. The transcript is spliced from 14 exons.